Molecule: messenger RNA, 231 nt
Organism: Bipolaris zeicola 26-R-13
Lineage: Eukaryota; Fungi; Ascomycota; Dothideomycetes; Pleosporales; Pleosporaceae
Exons: 2
Coding region: 1-231 (76 amino acids)
Source: RefSeq, a predicted model, not a curated record
AUGCCUAAGGAAUCGGCACUGCCGCAUCAGGCCCGACAUCGUGAGGCGCAAGAAGAGAGACAUGUUGGUACUACGCUAAUCGUUGGAGCCGGUUGCCGGGAUCUUUGUGUGUAUUUUCUUUUAACCCAUCAAAACACCCCUGAAUCUCCGUUAUUCCAACUUCGUGAGAUCCAUUUCUGGAAAAUGCUUCAUCCAUUUCUCCCGUGGCGUGAUCUCCAGUGUAAGCGGUAA